Molecule: messenger RNA, 1020 nt
Organism: Trichoderma reesei QM6a
Lineage: Eukaryota; Fungi; Ascomycota; Sordariomycetes; Hypocreales; Hypocreaceae
Exons: 1
Coding region: 1-1020 (339 amino acids)
Molecular function (GO): dTDP-glucose 4,6-dehydratase activity
Source: RefSeq, a predicted model, not a curated record
AUGCAACCUGCUACAGACACACAGUACGAUGUCCUCGUCACAGGCUCAUCAGGCCACCUCGGCCACGCCCUCAUGAUCACCCUCCCGGCCCUCGGCUUCCAUCCCCUAGGAAUCGACAUUAUACCCUCCCCCACAACCGCCUGCGUCGGCUCAAUAACAGACCAGCCGCUCAUCGCCAGCAUCCUCCAGAAGCACUCCAUCAAGCACAUCCUCCACGCAGCAACCCUCCACAAGCCCCACGUCACAUCCCACCCCAAGAGCGACUUCAUCCAGACAAACAUCGCCGGAACCCUCACCCUCCUCGAAGAAGCCGCCAAGCUCGGCCCCCAGAUCGAGAGCUUCAUCUUCUUCAGCACCACCAGCGCAUUCGGCUCCGCGCUGAGCCCUAGCCCGGGCUCCCCCGCCGCGUGGAUUGACGAGGCCGUCAUGCCCAUCCCCAAGAACAUCUACGGCGUGACAAAGAUCGCUGCGGAAGAUGUCUGUCAGCUUUUCCACAGGGAGCAUGGCUUGCCUGUUCUCGUGCUUCGCGUGAGUCGCUUUUUUCCUGAAGAAGACGACGACGAGGACAGACGCAAUGCGAUGAGCGACGAAAACCUCAAGGUUCUAGAGAUGGCGUAUCGCCGCUGCGACAUUGCCGACAUUGUUUCGGCCACUGUGUGCGCGAUGAACAAGGCGAGGCAGAUCGGAUGGUCCAAGUACAUCAUCAGCGCGCCGCCUCCUUUCGCAAACGACGCCGAGACUCUGGCUGCUUUGGAUAGAAAUCCAGAGGAAGUGUUUAACAAGAUGGUUCCAGCAACAGCCUCCGUCUUUCGUGAGAGGGGAUGGAAGUAUCUAGACCGGAUUGACCGCGUCUAUGAUUCGCACAAAGCGGUUCGAGAGCUGGGCUGGAAGCCCGAAUACACGUUUGUGCAGAUCAUGGACAGGUUGGCUCGAGGAGAAGACUGGCGAAGCGAAUUGGUUGAACAAGUGGGACGGAAGGGUUAUCAUGCAGUCAGCCAUGGCGUAUAUACUCAGAAAUAG